CCCGCCCCUCCUCCUCACAUGGCCUCCGUGUGCCGUGCACUUGUCUCCCGGUAACUUUGCUCCGCUCCCGGCGGCCGUCCUCCUGCUUCUGCCUCCCGCUUCCCUCGGCCGCAGGGUGGAGUUUGCCGCUCUGCCGUGUGUGUCCCUCCGGCCGGGCCUUGUCUCCUCGCCCAGGAAGUGUUUGUUGCUGCAGAGACCCACGUGUGCGCACCAUGGAGCUGGAGGAGCUGGGGAUCCGGGAGGAGUGCGGGGUGUUCGGCUGCAUCGCCACUGGCGCCUGGCCCACGCAGCUGGAUGUGCCUCAUGUCAUCACGCUGGGGCUGGUGGGCUUGCAGCAUAGGGGGCAGGAAAGUGCAGGCAUUGUGACCAGUGAUGGAAGUGCUGUAUCCACAUAUAAAGCACAUAAGGGUAUGGGUCUAGUCAACCACGUGUUCAGUGAGGAGUGUCUGAAGAAGCUGAACAUGAGUAAUUUGGGAAUUGGCCACACAAGAUAUUCUACAUCUGGAAAUUCAGCUCUAGAGAACUGCCAGCCAUUUGUGGUUGAAACGCUGCAUGGGAAGAUUGCAGUAGCUCAUAACGGGGAGCUUGUAAAUGCAGCCCAACUAAAGAAGAAGUUGAUGCGUCACGGUGUUGGCCUGUCCACAAGCUCUGACAGUGAACUGAUCAUACAGCUCCUGGCCUUCACACCUCCUACGGAAGAAGAUCACUCUGCUGACUGGGUGGCACGAAUAAAGAACUUGAUGAAUGAGACCCCAACUUCGUACUCCCUUCUCAUCAUGCACAAUGACGUUAUUUAUGCUGUACGUGAUCCCUAUGGCAAUCGUCCGCUCUGCAUCGGGCGGCUCAUUCCUGUGACAAAUGAAAAAAGAGUGAAGAACCCAUUGGAGACGGAGGGUUGGGUAGUGUCCUCUGAAUCCUGUAGCUUCCUCUCCAUUGGUGCAGAGUACUACCGUGAAGUCCUACCUGGGGAGAUUGUGAAAAUCUCUCGUGAUGGCGUACAGACUCUGGAUGUUGUGCCCAGAUACCGAGAGAGAGACCCAUCUGCUUUCUGUAUCUUUGAGUAUGUUUACUUUGCUCGGCCAGACUCCAUUUUUGAAGGUCAGAUGGUGUAUUCAGUCAGAAGAAGGUGUGGACAACAGCUGGCUAUUGAGGCCCCAGUAGAGGCUGACCUGGUCAGCACCGUGCCAGAAUCUGCAACACCUGCAGCUCUUGGUUAUGCAGAGAAGUGUGGUAUUCAGUAUGUGGAAGUGCUCUGUAAAAAUCGCUAUGUCGGUCGCACCUUCAUUCAGCCAAACAUGAGGCUACGGCAGCUUGGUGUGGCUAAAAAGUUUGGCGUCCUGUCGGAUAACUUUGUUGGCAAGAGAAUAGUUCUGAUUGAUGACUCCAUUGUACGAGGAAACACCAUUUCUCCCAUUAUUAAGCUGCUGAAGGAUUCUGGAGCCAAAGAGGUUCACAUAAGAGUGGCUUCUCCACCAAUAAGGCAUCCUUGUUAUAUGGGAAUUAAUAUUCCGACAAAAGAAGAACUGAUUGCGAACCGCCCCGAGUUCCACGACCUGGCAGGGUAUAUUGGUGCGAACAGUGUGGUUUACCUGUCUGUGGAAGGACUCACUUCGGCCGUGCGUGAAGGCAUUAAACAUUUCAAAGAUGAACAGAAUGGAUUAAAUGGCACAAACGCACACCCCACUUCCCAAGGCCACUGUACAGCAUGCCUUACUGGCGAGUACCCAGUGGAACUGGAAUGGUGACCACCUCCAAAUUGCGUCAGCUCGUCGUCCUUUAGCUUCCCAGUUGGACAAUGGGGCUCACUGAAGUAGAGAGAAGUGGGGGUGUUAUCCAUAGCUGCCAGUGAAAUUAUUUUAAUUUUAUUUUCUUUCAAUGAAGAUUAACCCCUUAACUUUAUCUUUGUUACUGUGGGCGACGAUGCAGUCUUUUUUUUUUCUUCUUUUUUAUGGGUCCGACUGUUUUAUUUAUUUUUAGAUGAAUGACUGCUGCUACCACAGAAUAAUUGUCAGGGGCGUCUUUCUACUGACAAAACGUGGACCGACUUUUUGAUGGAACUUUUGAAUUCUGUAAAUCACCUUUUUCUGGCCUUUGUUCUUAAAGAGGCUCCGUCACCAGUCCUGACAUGUCUGUGUUAUUAUAUACAUCUUAUCUCAUAACUCUACUCUUUGCUGUUCCUCUAUUAUUCCUCCUGAAUAUGUCCUAAAUAAAUUGACAACUGUGUGUAUCCUAACAGUCUGACACUGUCAGUGGGAACAGAUGACCCCAACUGGUAACACCUAAAUUUCCAGAUAGCACAGAAUUUAUUAUUUCAUGGUGAAUACAAGUCUUUACUAAAUCAGCCAUGUCAGGAGAGGUUACCAGUCCUCUUUAAUGUCCAGGCAUAUCUGAUUGUCUUUUUUAUUUUUGUAUUAAUGCAGUGCAUAGUGUCACACUCUUCCUUCUUUAUUGUGCAACACCUGGAGGACUGGCAAUAAAGCGCUUUUCUUUUUUAUGUUGGUGCAAGUGCAUUCUAACACAAACCUGUGUUUGGGGAAAGGGAGAAAGACACACAUUAUCCCUGUACAUACGUUUUUGGAGAUUUGUCCCGAAGGAAAUUCAAGAAGCAACACUGUUACAGAAGAGAAUAUAUGGUUCCAUAGUCUUCAUGACACCUGUUACUCACGGAUCUGAGGUCUUAAAAGGGGUUGUCCUAUGAAAAAUAUUCUACAGGUUUCGAACCAGCCCCUGGAUCUGAAAACUUUUUGUAAUUGCAUGUAAUAAAAAAUAUAGCUUUACCAGUGAGUUUUUAGAGAGAAUGUAUUUGUAUGGUGCCACCUACUGUCUGAUUUAAAAAAAAUAAUAAUUUCCUUUUCUUUUUCCCGCUCACUGAGAUGGCCGCACAUGCUC
Molecule: messenger RNA, 2889 nt
Organism: Bufo bufo (common toad)
Lineage: Eukaryota; Metazoa; Chordata; Amphibia; Anura; Bufonidae
Gene: PPAT
Product: phosphoribosyl pyrophosphate amidotransferase
Exons: 11
Coding region: 213-1745 (510 amino acids)
Biological process (GO): purine nucleotide biosynthetic process; purine nucleobase biosynthetic process
Molecular function (GO): amidophosphoribosyltransferase activity
Source: RefSeq, a predicted model, not a curated record